This is a messenger RNA of Osmia bicornis bicornis, 3280 nucleotides long. RefSeq names its product G2/mitotic-specific cyclin-B3 (gene CycB3). The record is from RefSeq and is a predicted model, not a curated record. The transcript is spliced from 8 exons. Gene Ontology annotation, cellular component: nucleus; cytoplasm; centrosome. Gene Ontology annotation, molecular function: cyclin-dependent protein serine/threonine kinase regulator activity. Gene Ontology annotation, biological process: mitotic cell cycle phase transition; regulation of cyclin-dependent protein serine/threonine kinase activity. Bases 339 to 1850 code for a protein of 503 amino acids. Lineage: Eukaryota; Metazoa; Arthropoda; Insecta; Hymenoptera; Megachilidae.
UCAUAAAACUCAAAAACCAAUGAAACCGAAAGUUAGAAGACGAUAAGAACGACGCACAUGCACGAAGAGAACAUAUGAUAAAUAUUCGGUGGCGGUCACGGGUGUUUCCAUGCUUCCGAUUGGUUGUCCUAUAUUGAAGUGGACCAAUCACAGGAAGCGCCAACAGUAACUGUGAUAUUUUGAACAACGUCAACUUCAGUUGCUCUGGUGAAACGAAUGGAUGCUACGGCGACGUACUAGGGGCUUAAGAAUUUCAUAAAUGAGAGAUACCAUCGCACCGGAGCAUAUCAGAUAAUAAUUCAUACCGUCAGGGAUAGGGCAGAUCUUUUAAUUUGUUUAUGAGAAUGGCACCAUCUAAAAUUUCAAAUGCACAAAAUAAACAAAGUAGUACUAACAUAACAAAUGCAAGAAAAAGAGUAACAAGAAGUCAGAAUGCUGUGCUACAUAAUGUUCUACUUAAACCACCUGUUCUUGGAAAAGAUCCAUGUAUCAAAAGAAAAGCAGAGGCAUCCCCACCAAAGGAAAAAACCACAAAAAGAUCUGCACUAGGAAACAUCACUAAUGCUAUUGGAAAGACAUUGGGAACACAUCAACAAGAACCAAAGAAAACUGUUAAGAAAGCUACCAGUACUCAAGUAAAACCUUUCACUCAGACAAGUUCUGUUAGAACGCUUGAAAAAGUUGUGACUAAACCUGAAAUAAUACCUCCAAAACCAAAGCCAGUGCCACCCCGUGUAAAAUCAGUGAAAAAAGAUGACAAGAAAACUGAAGUAGCUAGUACAAUUAUAAAUGUUAGACAUAGUUUAGACUUAGAAAAAUCAGAGGACAGUUCUUUGUAUGUAAGUGCAUUAGAAGAUGUGGGUGAUGACACUUCAAAGAAAUCUAGAAGAAGCAAUAUUCAGCCUGAAAAUAGUGAAAAUUCUGAAAAGUCUGAAAAAGAAAGUGAAACAACUGUACCUCAAGUACCUGCACAAACUGAAAAAAAAUCAAUAGCAGCAUGUUUAGAUGCUGUUCCUGAGAGAAACUUACCUGAAGGAGUUCAAUGGGAUUUUGAUGUAGAGAAUUGGUUAGAUCCAUUUCAGGUUUCACACUAUGCCAUGGAUAUCUUUAAUUAUUUGAAAGAUAGAGAACGCUUAUUUCCCAUUGGAGAUUAUAUGGAUAAACAAGUGUGCCUAUCCCGGUGGAUGAGAGCAUUAUUAGUUGAUUGGAUGGUAGAGGUUCAAGAGUCCUUUGAACUGAACCAUGAAACUUUGUACUUGGCUGUGAAAUUAGUUGAUUUGUACCUUACAAAAGUAACAGUUGGAAAAGAAACAUUGCAAUUGUUAGGUGCUGCAAGUCUUUUCAUAGCGAGUAAAUACGACGAAAGAAUACCUCCAAUGGUUGAAGAUUUUUUGUAUAUAUGUGACGGUGCUUACACACAAAGAGAAUUAAUUAGAAUGGAAAUGAGUGUUUUAAAAGUAAUUGAUUUUGAUCUUGGUAUACCUCUUUCCUAUAGGUUUCUAAGACGAUACGCUAGGUGUGCAAAAGUGUCGAUGCCAACUUUAACCCUAGCCAGAUAUAUUUUGGAAUACUCGCUGAUGGACUAUUCUACAAUAAUGUUCAGUGAUAGUAAAAUGGCUGCAGCUGCACUUCUAGUUGCAUUACAGAUGAAAGAUCUAGGAGGAUGGACUCCGACUCUAGAAUAUUAUAGUAGUUAUAAAGUUGAAGACAUAAAAGACAUUGCUAAUCUCUUAAACCAAGGAUUACAUCGAAAACAUAAGGAAGCCUUAACCACGGUCCGCAACAAAUACAGUCACAAGAUAUUCUUUGAAGUAGCGAAGCUGCCAUUAAAAGAUACUUUAGAUAUAUAAAUAGCUUAAAAAAAACUGUAGGUAAUAAAAGCUGAGGUUGACAAUAAUAUGCAGGAUUGCCUCAUUAUUGUUAGAUAGCCUGUAAUGAAAUUCAUAAAAAAUUAAGAUGAUCACUGAGCAAUGACAUGCAAAUCAAAAUGACCUUAUUUAAUUUGCGUAAUAAUAAAAUUGAAGCGAAAUAGAAUUCAAAUUAUUAAUUAAUCAAAAACUUUAAAAAUUUAAACGACUGUGAAAUUUAAUUUAAUUUUUAUACAUAUCCAAUAUGACCGGCACAUGCCAUAAUUUCUCUUUUUAGUUUUUUUUUUUUUGUAUUUAUACACUUAGUAUCUCUAUAUUAUUCUACAAUCUCAGUAUUUGUAAGUUAUUUUAAUUUUUGUUGAGAAAUUUAUUUUAGCGCCACGCUUUUAUACACCAUAAAAAUUCAGAUAAAAGAAAUUAAUAUUUCCAAAAUCAUUUUAAUGCAUGGAAGGUUGAAGUAAAUCUUUUAUUUUUUUUUUUCUUCAUUUUAUAUAUGUAAUAUUAUUAUACAAUACCUUAUCAUAGAUUGGAUUGGUACGUAUAUACAUGUAUGAUUAGACGGGAAAUUAUGCGGCAUUUGUGUUUUAACAAGCCGUAUAGGAAGUGUGGCGUAUUGUUAUGCAUUGUUGUUACACUUUAUAGACUGAUAACAAAUUGUAUGCUUCUAAGGUAGUUACAUAAUAAUUACCGAACUUAUAGUAAAUCUCUUUAAUCAUUGCUCAGCAUAAAAUUAAGAAUAAAAUUUUCUUCGUUUACAAGCGAAACAAUUGAAAAAUUAAUUUAUAUGUCGACAAAUUGCAUGAAAAAUGAUAAUUUAAGUAUAUACAUAAUUUAUAGAGAAAGUAAUUUCUCGUUAGUUGCCAUUCUAAAUGAAAUUACAUAGUAUUAAUUACAUACAUAAUGUGAGUCUAGAAAACAGAUCUAUUGUUUUUUGUAACUUUAUAUUGUCAUAGUUAUUAGUUAUUUUUAUUAAUAAAUAUGACAUUUUUUUCUACAAAAUACCACCUGUGAUAUAAAUGUAUUUAAAACUUUGGUAUAAUGAAAUGCAUCAAAAUUUUCUCACGUACACAAUCUUUAUGCAAUUUGUAUACUAGAAAAUAUUUAGGCUAGUUCUUCAAAAAAUAUAUGUCAGAUUGAGAAAGUAGUUGUACAUACUGACCACAAUCAUCAAUGUGUACAUAUUUCUAAAGAUUACUAGGGCAAACUUAGAACGAUUUCUUUAUAGUUUACCAUAUGAAUAAGGAUACCAUAGAAUUUUAAGAAUUAUUGAAAUUAGGUGGUGUAUAUAAUAUCAUUAUAAUAUAUUUUUUUACUGACAGUGAAUGUACUAUCACUUAUUAUUUUGUAAGAUGUGUGUAUGUGAACUAUUGUAAACAAAGUGUAAUUUAAUAAAAUCAAAUAAUGAUUUUUAA